Cuculus canorus (common cuckoo) is the source of this 1859-nucleotide messenger RNA. It is a transcript of the gene PTPMT1, whose product is annotated as protein tyrosine phosphatase mitochondrial 1. Gene Ontology annotation, molecular function: phosphatidylinositol-4,5-bisphosphate 5-phosphatase activity; protein tyrosine/serine/threonine phosphatase activity; phosphatidylglycerophosphatase activity. The transcript is spliced from 4 exons. Gene Ontology annotation, biological process: protein dephosphorylation. The coding region runs from base 96 to 587 and encodes 163 amino acids. NCBI's taxonomy places the organism in Eukaryota, Metazoa, Chordata, Aves, Cuculiformes, Cuculidae. The record is from RefSeq and is a predicted model, not a curated record.
UCCUCCUCCUUCCCCUCCCACCCCCAGCCAGCCGGCAUCGCCCCGCUCCCCCCCCAAGCUCCCCUGUGUCGCGGCGCUUAGUGCGCUCGCCCGCCAUGGGGGUGGCGGAGGUGCUGGGAGCCGCGGCGGCGCGGCUGCUGUUUUACCCGACGCUGCUGUACACAGCAGCGCGGUCGCUGCCGCCCGGGUCCAGCCGGCCCUGGUUCCACCGCAUCGACGGCUCCGUACUGCUGGGGGCGCUGCCGCUGCGGGGCCGCAGCCGCAGGCUGGUGGCCGAGGAGAACGUGCGCGCCGUGGUCACCCUCAACGAGGAGUACGAGACCCGCUUCCUCUGCUGCUCCGCCCAGGAAUGGGAGGCAAUGGGAGUGGAGCAACUGCGUCUCAGCACUGUGGAUCUAACUGGAGUCCCCACCUUGGAAAAUCUCCACCAAGGUGUUGAAUUCAUACUGAAACACCGAGCCUGCGGUAACAGUGUCUACGUGCACUGUAAGGCAGGACGCUCCCGCAGUGCCACUGUGGUGGCAGCAUAUUUAAUUCAAGGUUUCUGCCUUUUCAGCUGCAUCACUGGAGCCCUCAGGAAGCAGUAGAGGCUAUCGCCAAGAUCCGUCCCCACAUCCUUAUUCGGCACAAGCAAGUCCGGGUCCUGGAGACCUUUCACAGGAAUGUGAUUGCUGGGACUGCAGACUGUCAGUAAGAAUUAUCAAAAUCUUUGUCUUGGCUGCUUAAUCUUAAUGAUCUAAUGAAGGCUUACACAUGGUACCUGACCAUCAAUAAAGACAUUUCUACAUAAAUUACAGUAAAUCAUAGAAUGGUUUGAGUUGGAAGGGACCUUAAAGAUCAUCUACUUCCAACCCCCUGCCAUGGGCUGGGACACCUAGCUCAGGCUGCCCAAGGCCCCAUCCAACCUGGCCUUGAACAAUUCCAGGGAUGGGGCAUCCACAACUUCCCUGGGCAACCUGUUCCACUGCCUAACCACCCUCAUUGUGAAGAAAUUCCUCCUUAUGUCUAGUCUAAAUCUGCCCCUCUCCUGUUUAUAGCCAUUGCCCCUAGUCCUAUCACUACAUGCCCUUAUAAAAAGGGGAAGCUGGGCUGUUUCAUUAAAGCUUGCUUUCCUUACAGCUAAUCCCUUAGUUCUCUUGGAGCCCCACAGUUCUUCUCUCCCAUAUACAGCAUCAGUACUGAGCUGAGAUGCAAUCCACAGGAAGUUCUAUAAUAUUUGCAGCAAUGGAAAAGAAAAGUUUGUCUCAGCAGAGACUUUAUUCAGGUUCUUACCCAAAGGGUUACAGUGCCAACAGAAAGGGGUAGGAUGAAGUGGUCUUAAUGUGUCUUUCAUCAAUAGUAUGAUUACAGGUGGAGAUUCCUGUACAAUAAAGGAAGCCAAUGCUCAUAAAAAUUAUCUCCCUCUUUAUGGCAGGUGAUGACAGAGCAGUAAGCAAGUUCUUAGUUUGUUACCACUCCUCUAGGAGAAGUGCUGUAUAAUACUAAAGGUCUCAGGGUCAGCUCUGAAAUCUGUCUCCUGUAAAUAUUUCUGCCAGUCCCUCCUUCUGCAGUAGGGACAUAGGAAUGUUUAAAUGGGGAUGUCCAUGGAGGACAUGGUGCACAUCUAACUGUGACUGACAUGGCAGCAACACACGGUCUCCCAGGGAGGUAAAACUAGCAGUCUGCCAAGGAGGACAUUGUCCAUAUGCUAUAGGAUUUGUCAUUGGCAGACUGGUGCCAGGCUAAAAACCAUUUGCUGCAGUUUGGGCCUCAAAUACAAGCAGCUUAUCAAGGGAUCAAAGUAAUAGCAUUUAGUCCAUCCUGAAUCUAAGAUGCAGCAGUUCAACUUUAACAGUGCUAUGUAAAAGAACAGGCCCAAA